Suncus etruscus (white-toothed pygmy shrew) is the source of this 3132-nucleotide messenger RNA. It is a transcript of the gene ROR1, whose product is annotated as receptor tyrosine kinase like orphan receptor 1. The transcript is spliced from 10 exons. Gene Ontology annotation, cellular component: signaling receptor complex. The coding region runs from base 1 to 3102 and encodes 1033 amino acids. Gene Ontology annotation, biological process: positive regulation of canonical NF-kappaB signal transduction; protein phosphorylation; cell surface receptor protein tyrosine kinase signaling pathway. The record is from RefSeq and is a predicted model, not a curated record. Gene Ontology annotation, molecular function: ATP binding; protein binding; protein kinase activity. Lineage: Eukaryota; Metazoa; Chordata; Mammalia; Eulipotyphla; Soricidae.
AUGUCUUUUCUUUAUGAGCCCUUCGACAUCCAAGUAGACUCUUUUGGUUUUAUGAUGAACCCCUUUGCCCUUAAAAACAAAAACCCUGCCCUCUUUUCCAGAGAAGGGAAGUUGUUAUUUUUGCCCACGCUGAAAUGUUUGAAUGGUGCACUCUCCCAGGCCCUCAGCUGUGCAUUUGAAAACUCAAGUUCUUUAUGCCUCAUCCUCCCAGGCACAUGUCAGAUGUUUAUGUUGAAAAAGCCUAAGAACCCAGUGGUGAUCAGUGACUGGGAGAACGGCCUCACUGUUAGCAGUGCCAAAGAAUCCAUUCAUUUGUCAUGGGUCCCAAAUUAUAAUCAAGCAGCCAUUCAAACAGCUCAGAGAAACCAAAGGACAUCUAAAACAGAGUUGUCAGUCACUGCUGACGUAGUGCCUACCUCAUCAUGGAACAUAUCAACGGAACUCGACAAAGAUUCUUACCUGAACCUGGAUGAGCCCAUGAAUAACAUCACAACGUCCCUGGGUCAGACAGCCGAGCUGCACUGCCGGGUCUCUGGAAACCCACCUCCCACCAUCCGCUGGUUCAAGAACGAUGCACCCGUGGUGCAGGAGCCCCGGAGGGUCUCCUUCAGGGCCACCAACUAUGGCUCCCGGCUGCGCAUCAGAAACCUUGACACCACCGACACGGGCUACUUCCAGUGCGUGGCUACCAACGGCAAGAAGGUGGUGUCCACCACUGGCGUUCUGUUCGUUAAGUUUGGGCCCCCUCCAACUGCAAGUCCAGGAUCCUCGGAUGAGUAUGAAGAAGACGGAUUCUGUCAGCCGUACCGCGGGAUUGCAUGUGCGAGAUUUAUUGGCAACCGCACUGUCUACAUGGAGUCUUUGCACAUGCAAGGAGAAAUUGAAAAUCAGAUCACAGCUGCCUUCACCAUGAUCGGCACCUCCAGCCACUUAUCUGACAAGUGCUCACAGUUUGCCAUCCCCUCCCUGUGCCACUACGCCUUCCCCUACUGCGACGAGACCUCCUCUGUCCCCAAGCCCCGAGACCUGUGUCGCGAUGAAUGUGAAAUCCUGGAGAACAUCCUGUGUCAGACAGAGUACAUUUUUGCAAGAUCCAACCCCAUGAUUUUGAUGAGACUGAAACUGCCCAACUGUGAAGAUCUUCCCCUGCCGGAAAGCCCCGAAGCUGCCAGUUGCAUCCGGAUUGGAAUACCCAUGGCAGAUCCCAUCAAUAAAAAUCACAAGUGCUACAACAGCACAGGAGUGGACUAUCGCGGGACAGUCAGUGUGACCAAGUCUGGGCGCCAGUGCCAGCCCUGGAACUCCCAGUACCCACACACCCACACUUUCACGGCCCUUCGCUACCCUGAGCUCAAUGGAGGCCACUCAUAUUGCCGUAAUCCAGGCAACCAGAAGGAGGCGCCCUGGUGCUUCACCCUGGAUGAGAACUUCAAGUUUGACCUCUGCGACAUCCCUGCCUGUGAUUCAAAGGAUUCCAAGGAAAAGAAUAAGAUGGAAAUCCUGUACAUUCUGGUGCCCAGCGUCGCCAUCCCCUUGGCCAUUGCUUUGCUUUUCUUUUUCAUCUGCGUCUGCCGAAACAACCAGAAAUCGGCAUCCCCGCCAGUCCAGAGACAGCCCAAGCAUGUCCGAGGCCAGAACGUGGAGAUGUCUAUGCUGAAUGCCUACAAACCCAAGAGCAAAGCCAAAGAGCUGCCCCUUUCUGCUGUACGUUUCAUGGAAGAAUUGGGCGAAUGUGCCUUUGGGAAGAUCUAUAAGGGCCAUCUCUAUCUCCCAGGCAUGGACCACGCUCAGUUGGUGGCGAUCAAGACCCUGAAAGACUGUAACAACCCGCAGCAAUGGACAGAAUUUCAGCAGGAAGCCUCGUUGAUGGCGGAGCUCCACCACCCCAAUAUUGUCUGCCUGUUGGGUGCUGUCACCCAGGAGCAACCCGUGUGCAUGUUGUUUGAGUAUAUGAAUCAGGGUGACUUGCACGAGUUUCUUAUCAUGCGCUCCCCACAUUCCGACGUGGGCUGCAGCAGUGAUGAAGAUGGGACCGUGAAAUCCAGCCUGGACCACGGAGAUUUCCUCCACAUCGCCAUCCAGAUAGCAGCGGGCAUGGAAUAUCUGUCCAGUCACUUCUUCGUGCACAAGGACCUGGCCGCUCGCAAUAUCCUGAUAGGAGAGCAGUUGCAUGUCAAGAUCUCCGACCUGGGCAUAUCCCGAGAGAUUUACUCUGCCGACUAUUACCGGGUGCAGACCAAGUCCUUGCUUCCCAUUCGUUGGAUGGCCCCAGAGGCCAUCCUAUAUGGCAAAUUCUCCUCCGACUCCGACAUCUGGUCCUUUGGGGUGGUAUUGUGGGAGAUCUUCAGCUUCGGCCUGCAGCCCUAUUAUGGAUUCAGCAACCAAGAAGUGAUCGAGAUGGUGAGGAAGCGACAGCUGCUACCUUGCUCAGAAGAUUGCCCUCCUCGUAUGUAUGGUCUCAUGACCGAAUGCUGGAAUGAGAUCCCGGCUCGCAGACCCCGCUUCAAAGACAUUCACCUUCGCCUGCGCUCCUGGGAAGGCCUUUCCAGCCAUACCAGCUCCACCACACCAUCAGGGGGCAAUGCCACCACGCAGACCACCUCCCUCAGUGCCAGUCCCGUGAGUAACCUCAGUAACCCUCGCUACCCCAACUACAUGUUCCCCGGCCAGGCCAUUCCAGCCCAGGGCCAGAUUGCUGGUUUCAUCGGUGCCCCCAUUCCGCAGAACCAACGCUUCAUCCCCAUCAAUGGGUACCCCAUUCCUCCAGGAUAUGCCGCCUUCCCAGCAGCACACUAUCAGCCUCCGGGGCCUCCCCGAGUUAUCCAGCAUUGUCCACCCCCCAAGAGUCGCUCCCCUAGCAGUGCCAGUGGUUCCACCAGCACGGGCCAUGUCACCAGCUUGCCCUCGUCAGGCUCCAAUCAGGAAGCUAAUAUUCCUUUGCUUCCACAUAUGUCGAUGCCAAACCAUCCCGGAGGAAUGGGCAUCACCGUGUUCGGCAACAAAUCACAAAAGCCCUACAAAAUAGACUCGAAGCAGCCCUCUUUGCUAGGAGACUCCAAUAUCCAUGGACAUACCGAAUCCAUGAUUUCUGCAGAACUGUAACCAGUGCUUCUCCUGGCCUGGAAACUUGUC